GUCUAAAAAAAAUUCAAACAAGAAAGAGAGAGCAAGCAUCGGGAGUGAAAACUUGAGGAAGUGGGUAUAUCAGGCAAAAGUUCUGAUGUUAUAAAAAGAAGUUGGGGAUUGGGAUACAAAUAUGUGGUGUGUGAACAUUGUAGGAGGCAAACUAACUGUGAGAGGAAGAGAGAAAUUUGGGGAAGUAGGAAAGAACAGCUAGAUGAGGGGAAUUGAGAAGCAAGGGAGGUGAGGGACAGCCUAUUACGAAAAGCAAAGGAAGUUCUCUACGGGUGUCACUGAAGGACGUGAGACAGAGACAUACACACAAGUCGUUACGUGAAAGGCACUUCAGAAGCAAAUCAUACAUUUCCCUGUACUUACCCUAAAAAAAGGGAAAAUGGCAAAAAGCAGUCUGUGAAGAGAAAAACAAAACUUUUUUUUAGGAAAAAGGAACAGUAAGAGACUGAAAUUUAAUUUGCCAUUGCUUUCCAACAGAUGCAUGGAUGUUGCCUCUUCUCUGACCUCACAUUUCAUUAGUAGGAAAUGGGCUGCAAACAGUGUAAAGAAGAUAAAGUGGAAAAGGUGGAGGAGAAUGCACUGGAGAUCCCCCAGAGGUAUUGUCCAGAUCCCACAAGCCAGAUGCCUUUUCGGAUUCAGGAAACCCACACACCGUUCAUCAGUGCUGGAAUAGGAGGGGUGAUAGCAGGCUCCAGCCAGAGAGGAAUGGGAGUAGGAGUUACAGGAGGGGUAACCCAGUUCAUUGCUUUGUAUGAUUAUGAUGCUCGCACAGAGGAUGACCUGACCUUCAAAAAGGGGGAGAAGUUCCAUAUUAUUAACAACUCGGAGGGUGAUUGGUGGGAAGCUCGAUCACUAAGUUCUGGAAAUACAGGAUACAUCCCCAGUAACUAUGUGGCACCUAUGAAUUCCAUUCAGUCGAAGGACUGGUACUUUGGAAAGAUUGGCCGGAAGGAUGCAGAGAGACUACUUUUGUGUGAGGGGAAUCCGAGGGGAACCUUUAUGAUCAGGGAAAGCGAGACAACUAAAGGUGCAUACUCCCUUUCUGUUCGUGACUGGGAUGCUACCAGGGGAGACCACGCAAAACAUUACAAGAUCCGCAAGCUGGACAAUGGAGGCUUCUAUAUUACAACAAGGGUCCAGUUUGAUACUGUGGAGGAGCUGGUGGAACACUAUAGUGAGUUCAAUGACGGGUUAUGUCACCUGCUUACGAAUCCAUGUAUCAACCAGAAACCUCAAACACUGGGGCUUUCAAAAGAUGCUUGGGAAAUAACUCGAGAUUCCAUCAGUUUGGAUAAAAAACUGGGACAAGGCUGCUUUGGAGAUGUCUGGAAGGGUACAUGGAAUGGUACAACUAAUGUGGCUGUGAAGACCCUUAAACCUAGUACAAUGUCUCCAGAAGCUUUCUUGGAGGAGGCUCAGAUCAUGAAGAAGCUGCGGCAUGAUAAACUAGUUCAGUUGUAUGCAGUGGUUUCUGAGGAGCCUAUUUACAUUGUGACUGAAUUCAUGACCAAAGGCAGUUUGCUUGAUUAUCUGAAAGAAGGGGAGGGACAUCUCCUGAAGCUGCCCCAGCUAGUAGAUAUGUCUGGACAGAUAGCAUCUGGCAUGGCCUAUAUUGAACGGAUGAAUUAUAUACACCGCGAUCUCAGAGCUGCCAAUAUUCUUGUGGGUGACAAUUUGAUUUGCAAGAUUGCGGACUUCGGCCUUGCACGCCUCAUUGAGGACAAUGAGUAUACAGCACGACAAGGUGCCAAAUUUCCUAUUAAGUGGACGGCCCCUGAAGCUGCUCUGUACGGUAAAUUUACGAUUAAAUCAGACGUCUGGUCAUUUGGGAUCAUGGUGUGCGAGCUGGUGACGAAGGGACGAAUUCCGUAUCCAGGUAUGAGCAACAGGGAGGUCCUAGAGCAAGUAGAGAGGGGGUAUCGUAUGCCUGCCCCCCCUGCCUGUCCACCUUCACUCCAUGAGUUAAUGUUACAGUGUUGGCGAGGGGACCCUGAGGAAAGACCAACCUUUGAAUACUUACAGUCCUUCUUGGAGGAUUACUUCACAGCCACUGAGCCCCAAUACCAGCCAGGUGACAACAUUUAAAAUGUGGCUAGACUUCCUUUAUGAUCAUGGUAAAACUAAAACUUCACCUGGGAUGGAUUAAAAAAAAAAAUAGUACAAGGAGAAUGUCCCAAAAGGAUCAUAAAGAAAUGACUGGCAAGUUCACCUUCAGGACUAAGCAAAGAUUAUUUGCCAGAGCUGUCGACUGCUUCUCUGCUAUAUCACAAGUUUAGGACUUAUAAUAAAAUAAUGUCAUACAUUAGAGACCUUGGGCAAGAUUAGGGCCAAAAAAAUCUCCUGGAGGGCCACAUUUAGCACACAGGCCUCCAGCUGGACUGGCCAGAUCUAUAACAAUGCAACCACAGUUACAUGAAAAAGCCAUCAUGGAGACCACGUUUUAUUGAUCACAGCAUAAUCUCAACCCCAAAGAAAUCACAAGAAACAGUGGCAGGUCCAAGAAUAUGUGAAAAUGGUAUAUAUAUAUAUAUAUAUAUAUAUAUAUAUAUAUAUAUAUAUAUGAAUAUAUUUUGUAUAAACAUUAUGAGAAUCCUUAUCACAAUAACUUAAACUGAUAUGCUGAGGCCAUGAAAGUUACUUUCCCAAUCAUGACCAACAGGAGUGGACAAAAAUUUUGUAGCAAGUGCAUGGGUGGACAUAGAAGCACUCCUGCGGCCUUUUAAGAGGAAUAGAUAUCUAUACAUAAGGGAUUCUUGUGUCUGCCUUUUGUGUAAUUAAAUGCUGUCUCAUGGGAAAAACCUCUUAAAGACGCAUGCUUUGCAAAUCUAUUCUGUUGUUGGGAAAAGUGAGCAUCUCUCAUUAUCUGGAAAUUACAACUAACUGAAAAAAAAGGAAAAAUUAUUUUGCGUGUGGCAAAUCGCAUGUUGUAGAAACCAUGUUGAAUACACAUAGAUGAUAUCAUUAACUAAUUUAUCUCUCUCACCACAUACAGAAUAGACGGCAGUGUAGGAGGAUGUGCAUUGUUUUACAGAGUUGGAGCUUAGAAGGAGCUGAUUAUGCAUAUAACCCAGUAUAUGGUUUUGACAAAUCCAAGUCUGUAAAAUACACAGGAACCAAUGUAGCAUCAGUCCUUACGAAUAACUACUAAAUUAUCUUCAUUUGCUGUAUUCAUGCCUCUUCCCACUUCUGUUUAUGGCUAUCUUACAUGUCUACUUUCAUUAUCAAGGAUGUCAGACUCUCAGCCCUUGUACUCUGGUUAAGAAUGCUGGGAUUUGUAGUUCAGAAGAGAUUUAUGGAUGCAAGUUGGAGACAUCAGGUUUAUUGAUUCUUCUUUUCCAAAAUGUCUGAAUAACUUUGUACCCCUAACCUUUUUAUCUUUCCCUAUCUCUCUCCUCCCCCAUCUCUGUCUUUCUCUCUCUCCUUCUCCCUCUCUCAGGGGUUAUGUUACAGACACCUCUCAGCUGAUUCAGAGGUUUUCACACCUCCCUUCUUGUGUAAAGUCCUCUCUCCCCCUCCCCCUAACUCCCAGGCUGGCUUUUUCUGCUGUGUGUGCAGAGACUGAUUGGCAUAGAACCAGCCCUUUCCCUCUAUAUACAGUGCCAGCCCCCCUCCCACACCCUUCACUGCUGGGGUUACUGAGGGGAGAAGGAAGAAAACAGGAGGGAAGGUGAGAUGAGGUGCCGGUGGCUAAUGGUGCAAGAAGAAGAAGAGUGGGGGGG
Xenopus tropicalis (tropical clawed frog) is the source of this 3719-nucleotide messenger RNA. RefSeq names its product FGR proto-oncogene, Src family tyrosine kinase (gene fgr). Lineage: Eukaryota; Metazoa; Chordata; Amphibia; Anura; Pipidae. Gene Ontology annotation, cellular component: plasma membrane. The transcript is spliced from 13 exons. The record is from RefSeq and is a predicted model, not a curated record. The coding region runs from base 526 to 2085 and encodes 519 amino acids. Gene Ontology annotation, molecular function: ATP binding; nucleotide binding; transferase activity.